Molecule: messenger RNA, 768 nt
Organism: Beauveria bassiana ARSEF 2860
Lineage: Eukaryota; Fungi; Ascomycota; Sordariomycetes; Hypocreales; Cordycipitaceae
Product: LSM domain-containing protein
Exons: 3
Coding region: 1-768 (255 amino acids)
Biological process (GO): nuclear-transcribed mRNA catabolic process; mRNA splicing, via spliceosome
Cellular component (GO): spliceosomal tri-snRNP complex; U2-type prespliceosome; U12-type spliceosomal complex
Molecular function (GO): RNA binding
Source: RefSeq, a predicted model, not a curated record
AUGGUUUGUCUGGCCGGUUUGCUCACAGCUGUCCGCACCAAAACCAGCGCUCCCCUCUUUCCAACCAACCAGAAGCCAGAAUACAAGCUGCAAGAAGCUCCACUUCCGGACGUCAAAUGGCCGUCGAUGGUGGCACGCCCAAGCAAUUCGUCCCAAAUCAUCGAAAAGCCAUUCCUUCUCCUCGACAAUUAUCCGCCUCUGCUCCUAUCAAUCAACAUCGCAUUCACUCUCCUCCGCAACAUCGUGCGCCUCUAUUUCGUUUCUUGGUUCUCGAUUGUCGCAGCACCCCAAAAGGCCCUCCCCGCACUCGUCAACGUUUUCUUUCUUUUUUCUUUCAACUCAUACAUCCACGCCCGCACAACACACGUCAUGUCUGAGAGACCUGCUCACCGAGGUGGUCGCGGCGGUCGCGGCGACGGGGGCCAUCACCGCGGCGGUGGCGGUAGAGGUGGAAGCGCGCGCGGCGGCGGCGAGGGCGGCGAGAAGCCCAAGAAGGAGAAUAUCCUGGACCUGACCAAGUACAUGGACAAGCAAAUCACCGUCAAGUUCAACGGAGGCCGAGAAGUCAUGGGCACGCUCAAGGGAUUCGACGCGUUGAUGAAUCUAGUCCUCGACGACGUGCAAGAAACUGUACGAGAUGAAGAAGGCAACGAAUCGACAAGACCUCUCGGCCUGGUCGUCGUCCGUGGCACUCUCCUCGUUCUCAUCUCCCCCGUCGACGGCAGCGAAGAGAUUGCCAACCCCUUUGCCCAACCCGACGACGAAUGA